AUGAACGCCGCCGACGCCGCGGCUCUGUUAUUAUUUCUCGCCUUGACGGUAAAUAUCAUCAACGGCACUAAAGAAUUAUCAUCAGCGGUUAGCGAACAAAUACUAGAAAUUUUGGGGCGCCAAUUGUCCGACAUCAAAAGUAGAGCAGACGGAUAUGGAGCCUCUGUACCGCCGUAUAGGGACGCAAUCACUUUCGAAACACAACACGUGGAUUUAUGCGGACCAAUUUUAUGCAUCAGCGCAAAUCUUACUAAAGGAUCUAUCACUGGUGUGUCUGAAUACGAGAUCAUCAAAUCGGACGUCGAUUCUGAUGGAGAGAGUCUGGUGAUCGAUAUAGAUAUUAAGUUCCCUAAACUGCAAUUGGACUCAGAUUACUAUACUAUGAAAGGGAAUAUUAUGGAUGCCAUACCGUUAGCUGGCGAAGGAAAAUUGCAGUUCCAAAUAACGGAUUUAAGAAUAUGGACUAAAAUUGUACUGCAUUUAUUAGACUACACUGCUAUUGAAAGCAUUGACAACUCUGGUUUCAGUGUUAACAGUAUUUUGAGCCGCACUGAAUUCGAUGGCAACAUAGACGGGGUGUUCAACGCCAUGGUAGAGGAGCUGCUGGCGGAGCAUCUCAACAGGUUCAACAAGGCCAUCGCUGCGCAGUGCGGCCUUAUCAUUAAACAACUCUUCAAUGAUAUGUUUAACAACCUUUAGUUAUCUUGGAGCUACAUAAGAACCAUUAAAUUUCUUGAAUAUUUUAAAAGAAGAAAAUAAAACAUUUACUUGCCGUACUAUGUUUUUGUUUCUAUAACAACACGAAAAAAUUACAGAAGAGAUACCUACCUGCAAUAAAUGCAUC
Leguminivora glycinivorella is the source of this 844-nucleotide messenger RNA. RefSeq lists its product as uncharacterized. The record is from RefSeq and is a predicted model, not a curated record. NCBI's taxonomy places the organism in Eukaryota, Metazoa, Arthropoda, Insecta, Lepidoptera, Tortricidae. The transcript has 6 exons. The coding region runs from base 1 to 699 and encodes 232 amino acids.